AUGUCUCGAGACUACAACGCAGCCCUUGAGAAGCUGGCUCUCCUCCAGUCUAACCGCAUCGUCACCAGCCUCUUCGAAUCAUCAGAGAAAAAGUCUCCCCAGGACCUCAAUGCGCUCGCCAUCCCAGAGAUGCUGGAAUGGCUUCGCCGCGCAGGAUACACGCCCCAGGACCUCGUUCGCAUGCGGCACAUUCACGUGGCGGGCACAAAGGGCAAAGGCUCCGUUUGCGCGUACGCGACGGCCAUGUUGGCGAAAUAUCGCUCCGUGGGCACGUAUACGAGCCCGCAUCUUGUGAAUGUGCGGGAGCGCAUCGCUAUCAAUGGCGAGCCUGUGGGAAAAGAAGCAUUUGCUAGUGCCUUUUUCGAAGUCUGGGAUCGGCUGACGGAGGCUGCUGUGAAGGAGGGCAUGGCACCUGCUGAGGCUGAAGGCACGGCGUCGAAGCCGUUUUACUUUCGGUUCUUGACGAUUCUUGCGUGGCAUAUCUUCCUCAAGGAGGGGAUAAAAGAUGUCGUCAUUGAGUGUGGAAUUGGAGGCGAGUAUGAUUCGACGAAUGUACUCCCCCCGGAGGCUGUUUCGGCCGCGGUUAUUUCGCAGUUGGGGAUUGACCAUGUGGCGAUGCUGGGGGACACCGUGGAGAAGAUUUCGUGGCACAAGGCGGGGAUAUUGAAGCCUGGGGUGAAAGGAUUUACACUGAAGUUGGAUGAGCAGCCGGGCGUCAUGAAGGUGCUAAGAGAGAGAGCCGCAGAAAAGAAGGCCGAGCUGGUGGAGGUUAAAAAUGAAGACAUUGAGAGAUGGGGUGGUGUGAGUGGUCUGUUGAAGGGAGAUUUUCAGAAGAAGAACCAGGCGCUUGCUGUCAUGGCCGUGAGAGAGCAUCUUGGCAUGAGAGAAGAUAGGCCACUGGAGAAUAUCCCCAAGGAGAUGAUUGAAGGACUGCAGGAGGCGAAACUCAGAGGUCGAUGCGAGGUUAUUAAUGACGGGACGGUAGAGUGGCUCUUGGAUGGAGCGCACACAAAAGACAGCUUGGAAGAAGUGGCGAAGUGGUCGAUCCAGCACCAUUCAAUUACAGAAGAACCCUUGAUACUAGUAUUCAACCAGCAAGAAAGGAACAUAUCACAACUAUUAGCAGACUUUGUCGAAGCUACAAAGAGGGAAGCAGGCAAACAAGACAUUUUCCGACACGCCAUCUUCACACGGAACGAGAUUCCAAGACCGCCCGAUGGAGAACUCAGGGAUAUCGAUAUGCAGAAGCAGGCGGCGGAGACGAUGCGCCGCUUGGUUCCCGGGUGUGAGGUGCAGAUAUUUGACAAUACUGCGGAUUCAGUGGCAGAGGCGAAGAGGCUUGCGCAAGGGCAGGAUGAUGGCGGGUCAAAGAAGAGGGUUUUGGUUACGGGGAGUUUGCAUCUUGUUGGAAGUGUACUGCAAGUUCUUGAAUCGUAA
Molecule: messenger RNA, 1437 nt
Organism: Trichoderma gamsii
Lineage: Eukaryota; Fungi; Ascomycota; Sordariomycetes; Hypocreales; Hypocreaceae
Exons: 1
Coding region: 1-1437 (478 amino acids)
Biological process (GO): tetrahydrofolylpolyglutamate biosynthetic process
Cellular component (GO): mitochondrion; cytosol; cytoplasm
Molecular function (GO): tetrahydrofolylpolyglutamate synthase activity; ATP binding
Source: RefSeq, a predicted model, not a curated record